AAGAGAAGCUGAGAAUCAAGAAGCAGUAUAUCAUAUAAGCCUUGUUAUAUUGGAAGUAAAAUAAGAUUUUUAGUCUAACGUCCCUGCUUAGCUUUUGAUCUUUUCUUUUUAUUUUGAAUCAUGUCAGAUCAAUCGAAUGCUGGUAAAGCAAAUCAAACUGGUGGUAAGCUGAAUGCAGCAAACACUGUUAAUAUUCGAACAGAUUCAAACAAUCCACUUAAGUCUUCGAUCAAUGAAAAACGGAACCCAUUAAAUGCAGAAAAACGGUAUCCAUCCGGUUCAGAAACACCAACAUCGAAAGCUGCUCAAACUCCUCAAACGGGUAGAACCCAUGCAUUAACAUUGAACCAAUCCCCAGCAUCUCCUAAUAUUUCAUCUCUGGUACUUCAGUCAAAUAAUAGUGAGUCAAGUUCUGGGGUUAAUACUACGGCUCCUAGUGGUGCAGUGCCACCACCUUUGAAAGCAACACAAUCAGUAUCAUUUUGCGAUUUAGAUGGACAAGAGAGAUCAAGAAGAUUCACUAUAUCUGCACAUCCAUCGAGUGCUAACGUUACUACAACUAAUCAAGAAUCAAGUCAAGAGGGGGGUAUUAUUGAAGAGCAAGAAGGAACGCAUGUACAACAGCCACAACCUCAUAAAUUGAAUAGAGAUUCAUCAAUUUUGUCAUCUCGAAAAGCAUCAUUUCAAAACAGUUCAACACCAAGUUCUAAUAUUAAAGCUCAAAGCAGACAAAAUUCAUCUUCUAAUAAUGACGUAUUACAAUUUUUGGCUAAUUCAAACUACAAACAACAAAAAGAAAAUACACCUAAUGUAAGUCAUGGUUACUUUACUUCAAGUAAUAAUUCAUCCCGAGUUAAUUCACCAACACUUGAUAAUUCCCAUUUUAAAACAAAUUUCAACUUAGAUUCAACUAGUGAAUUGAAAAAAUCAAAUAAUACAUCACCACCGCCACCACCUUCAGCCAUCCCCACUUCAAGCUCGCUGCAAGAAAUAACAAGUCCAACAGAUCAGCAAAGAAGUCUACCUAUCAAGAUUCAAAGUAGUUCCAAUAGUAAUAGUGCUAACGUAUCCAGGAAAAAUUCCACUAGUAUUAAAAAAUCAAAUAAAACAAUUGUUGCUUCACCAGUUGGACCACCAGUACCAUUUCAGCAAUAUUUAACUAAAGAAGAUGAUGGGAAAUUUCAUAUUUUACUUGCAUGUACUGGAUCAGUAGCCACGAUCAAAGUACCAAUGAUUAUUGAUAAGUUAUUUCAAAUAUAUGGAACUAAUAAGAUAUCAAUUCAAUUAGUUGUUACUAAAUCAGCCGUUCAUUUUUUGAAAGGGUUGAAAAUACAUAAUGAUGUUAAGAUUUGGAGAGAUGAAGAUGAAUGGGCAAAUUAUAAUGAGAGCUGGUCAACGACUACUACCACCACAACGGAGAGUAAUAAUAAUUUAAAUGUAAAUAAAAAGGCUAAGAAUCCGUAUGAAAAAUUGAUUUUACAUAAUGAAUUAAGAAAAUGGGCAGAUAUAAUGUUAAUUGCGCCAUUAUCAGCCAAUACAUUAGCCAAAUUUUCCAAUGGGAUUGCUGAUAAUUUAUUAACUUCAAUUAUAAGGUCCUGGGGCCCAUCUACAUCUACCAGUAAUGAUACUUUAUCGAAGCCGAUUUUGGUGGCACCAGCAAUGAAUACAUUUAUGUAUACCCAUCCAAUUACUUCUAAGCAAUUGAAGUUAAUAUCAUCGAGUGAUUUUGGAAUUGAAGUAUUAAAGCCGGUUGAAAAAGUGUUGGUAUGUGGGGAUAUUGGAAUGGGAGGAAUGAGAGAAUGGUCGGAUAUAGUGGAUAUAUUAAGAAGAAGAAUCACUGCAUUGAAAGCAGAGAAACUUGAUGAUGGGUUACAUGAAGAGGAGGAUGAAGAAGAGGAUGAAGAUGAAGAAGACGAAGAGGAAGAUGAUGAAGAGGAAGAUGAUGAAGAUGAAGACGAUGAAGAUGACGACGAGGAUGACGACGAAGAUGACGAUGCAACCAAGAAUGAUGAUAUGAUAUUUGAGAUUACUGAUUCCGAGAUAAAAGACGGAGUCAAGACCAAAGAAGAAUUGAGUAAUAAAAUCACUGAACAACAACCACCUGAAACGCAGAAUAUAUUAUAGAAUUACAAGAAGAAUAGAUCAGGAGGUUAUUUCAUUUGCAAGUUCAAAUUUUUAGCGUAUUCAAAGUAUUUAUCAUUUAAAUUAUUUACAAACGAGUCUAAAUCCAAAUCGUGUUGAAUAACGUUGGCUAGACUUGAUUGAUUUUGUAGGAAUUGAAUCAUCAUAUAGUUGUAUAAUAAAC
This is a messenger RNA of Hyphopichia burtonii NRRL Y-1933, 2305 nucleotides long. Its product is annotated as phosphopantothenoylcysteine decarboxylase complex subunit. The transcript has a single exon. Gene Ontology annotation, cellular component: phosphopantothenoylcysteine decarboxylase complex. NCBI's taxonomy places the organism in Eukaryota, Fungi, Ascomycota, Pichiomycetes, Serinales, Debaryomycetaceae. The record is from RefSeq and is a predicted model, not a curated record. Gene Ontology annotation, molecular function: FMN binding; phosphopantothenoylcysteine decarboxylase activity. The coding region runs from base 121 to 2124 and encodes 667 amino acids. Gene Ontology annotation, biological process: coenzyme A biosynthetic process.